AUGGAAUACCUUCACAGGUUGCUUCAAGGGCUGCACUUGAAUCCUAAUUUCAAUUUUCACCCAAAGUGUGAAAAACUUAGGAUCAUUAAUCUUUGUUUUGCAGAUGAUAUCUUAGUUUUUACUCGUGGAGACUUGGAAUCUGUGAAGCUGGUUAUGGACAGAUUCAGGAUUUUUGCUAAUACAAUUGAGCUGAACAUUAGUAAUCCAAAAAGUAAACUGUAUCUUGGUGGUGUGGACAUGGAUACUAAAACAAUUAUGCAGCAGGUAACAGGUUUUGAAUUGGGGAGCCUACAUUUUAAAUACAUUGGAGUUCCUCUUCACAGCAAGAAACUUUCGAUAGCUAAUUUCCAGCCUCUAAUAGAAAAAAAAUUCUUAAGAGAAUUCAACAUUGGAGUACCCGAUUGUUGUCAUAUGCUGACAGAUUACAAUUAA
Molecule: messenger RNA, 432 nt
Organism: Lathyrus sativus (Indian pea)
Lineage: Eukaryota; Viridiplantae; Streptophyta; Magnoliopsida; Fabales; Fabaceae
Source: the annotation of a GenBank genome assembly